UGUCUUUCAAAAUUUCAUUCGGCUGCUACCUUGCAGAUAUUGUCACAAUUCUAUCAAGUUUAUUUUAUUAAUUUACUUUAAUGAAAUGUAAAUAAAAAUGUUUGAAUGAACCGCGUGAGUGCAACAAGUAAACAAGAGCUGACACUAACAGUCUAAGUUUGCAGUUGAUAUCAUAACCUUCCUGAUAAACAGCUGGGUAAACAUUUAACGAGAUCUAGCGGUAAUUUUCCUAGAAAAUGAGAAUAUCUUUACGUUUACUUUCAUCUGCUGUGCAGAAAACGCCGUUUUAUAUUACUACGCCCAUAUUUUAUGUCAAUGCAGCACCGCAUUUGGGUCACCUCUACACAGCUGUGGUAGCAGAUGCGAUACAAAGGUUUGAGAAGCUAACAAACCCGGAUUGUCAUGUAAUUUUUAGCACAGGCACAGAUGAACACGGUACAAAGAUACAGCAAGCGGCCGCUAAAGCCAAGCUGUCACUCCCGGAGUACUGUACUAGUGUAUCCAAUGAGUACAAGCAGUUGUUCCGAGACUUCAAUGUUGAGUACACAGACUUUAUACGAACGACGGAGGAGAGGCAUAAGAUCGCUGUUUCGCAUUUUUGGAAAAAGCUAGUGAAGAAGGAUUAUGUGUACAAGUCGAAGUACAGCGGCUGGUACAGCGUCAACGAUGAGGCAUUCGUACCGGAGACACAUGUUAAGGAUGAACUGAGGGACGGAGAGAAUGUGAAAGUAUCAAUAGAGUCUGGUCACAAGGUAGAAUGGACGGAGGAAACCAACUACAUGUUCCGACUGAGCGCUUUCAAGUCGCAUCUACAGCAGUGGCUGCAGAACGAUGGAGUGAUAACUCCGUCCAAGUUUCAGAAGCAGCUACAGGAGAUGUUGGCUAACGACGCUUACCUGCCCGAUAUAUCGGUCAGCCGGCCGUCCGACCGAGUGCACUGGGCUAUACGGGUACCAGGUGAUGAAGAACAGAGCAUCUACGUGUGGUUGGACGCGUUAGUCAACUACCUGACGGUGGCCGGGUACCCUGACGAGGAUAUCAUGAUGCAACGCGGUAGACCCUGGCCUGCAGACGUACAUGUCGUUGGCAAGGACAUACUGAAAUUCCACGGCAUCUACUGGCCAGCGUUCUUGAUGGCCAUCAAGUGGCACCCCCCGCGCCGCCUGGUUUGCCACUCGCACUGGACGGUGGACGGCAGCAAGAUGUCCAAGUCGCUCGGCAACGUCGUCGCCCCGAGGGACACUCCCGUCGGGAACGAGGCUCUGCGCUAUUUGUUGCUCAGGGAGGCUACUAUGGCCAGUGAUGCCAAUUUCAGUCUCACAAAACUGAUCAACGUGGCUAACUCGGAGCUAGCAGACAGCCUGGGUAACCUGGCGUCUAGAUGCUGUGGCGCGGCCCUCAACCCUCGCCAGGAGUUCCCCGCGCUACAACCGACGGAGUUCUCGCAACUCUUGCAGGGAGAACACGCGGCUUUACUUAUAGAAUAUGUCGAGGCACUGCCUGAAAUGUGUUUCAACUACUAUAAGAACUACCAAUUCUACAAAGCAGUCGACUCCGUUAUAAAAGUGUUGCACGUCGCCAACCUGUUCUUCGAAACCAGCAAGCCUUGGGAACUACGUAAAAACCCAGAAAAACAAAAAGAGCUAGACGUAAUCUUACACGUUACCAUGGAAACGCUCAGAAUAUGCGGCAUCAUACUCCAACCAAUAAUACCGGAGAUGUCGAAAAAACUACUAGACAAACUACAAAUUGGUAGCAAUUGUAGAAGUUGGCAACACUGCGAGACGCCAUCUUGGCGUUUGAAAGGCGCCAUUUAUGAAACUAAGCACAUUCAGAGCGGGAAAUUCGUUCUGUUUCAACGUAUUUAUGAGAAAAAACAGCAAGUUGAACGAAAACCUGCGGCCGAUAAGAGCCAAGUGAAGAAAAAAGCUCAAAAGAAAAAAGUUUCUGUGUAGAUGUGUAUUUUAAAUCACGUAGCUAGACACGGGUUUUAGAAUUGAUCAUUAUUAUUAUAUUAAGUGGUGUCUUCUCAAAGGUCUCAGUUAUAAAUCGUUUUAGUAGUUUUCAAUUUUGUGCCUUUUGCGUUUAAGGUUAGAAAAUAUAAUUAGCCGGAGUUGCGGGGUAAGCGCAAUGAGGCACUGACGCUCAGCCUACAGCAAGAGAAGGAACGGGGGAGUUAAAAUCAGUAAGAGUGACACUCCCUCUCGCCUCACCUCGAAGGGAGAAGUCAUUUUAAUGAUUUUCCCCUCACAAAACAGAA
Messenger RNA from Spodoptera exigua (beet armyworm), 2260 nucleotides. The record is from the annotation of a GenBank genome assembly. Lineage: Eukaryota; Metazoa; Arthropoda; Insecta; Lepidoptera; Noctuidae.